GCACAGACAUCUCGUGCAGAGGAGCUUUACAAGCAAAUAUUGAAUUCUACGGCGUCAACCUCCAAGGGAUCGGCAGUCAAUGCCGACAAGGAACAGUCUUUGCGUGACCAAGACCUCACUCCAGACAGAGAUGCCAGUGGCUUAGCGCAAGUCAUCACACUCUCGAGAUCAUUCAUGUCUUCAACUGCCAAGGCAAAGACUGCCAAGCUGAUCCGCACGCUUCUUAAUUACUUUAACUUUAUUCCUAACAGCCGGCAAACCCAGAUCGAUGUCCUAACCGACAACAUUGAGUGGUCAAAGCGCGAAAAGCGCAUAUUCCUUAAACAUAGCUUGGAAAUUCGACUCGUUUCCCUGCAGCUUGAAGCACUGCAGUAUAAGUUAGCCUUAACACGAAUCGACGCACUCUUGACAGAGUUGAAAAGGUUAGAUGACAAGAUGAUUCUUACCGAAGUACACCUGCUCGAGAGAACAUUCUACCGUGGCAUUGGAAACCUGUCGAAGUCCAAGGCUGCCCUUACUUCUGCCAGGACUGCUGCAAACUCAAUAUAUUGUCCUCAUCUUCAAGCAGCGUUAGACCUCCAAUCUGGUGUUCUCCAUGCUGAGGACAAAUAUUACACUACUGCAUACUCGUAUUUCUAUGAGACUUUCGAGAACAUGUCAUCGCAGGAUGACCCAGCAGCGCUGAGCGCACUCAAGUACAUGCUUUUGUGCAAGGUCAUGUUGAAUAUGCCCGAAGAUGUAACAUCACUUCUCUCUAUCAAGCUCGCGGUGAAAUAUGCUCAGCUCCGCGAGAUCGAGAGCAUGCGUGCGAUAGCGCUUGCGCAUCAGAAUCGGAACUUGUCAGAUUUCGAGAAGGCCCUUCGGGAUUACAAACAUGAGAUUGACUGCGUUGCCAAACAGGUCGGGCGAGGACGGCAGGACGUUGAGGCCAAGUGCGCAUUGAAUUGUCUCUGUGAAAAGUAGCUAAUAUCGUGUUUUAGGCUAUCUCAGAUGAUCUUGGACAAGGUGUUCCACGGCGUGCUGGAUCAGGGACGAGGAUGCCUGAUCGUAUUCGAUG
This is a messenger RNA of Suillus discolor, 1057 nucleotides long. RefSeq lists its product as uncharacterized. The record is from RefSeq and is a predicted model, not a curated record. Gene Ontology annotation, cellular component: proteasome regulatory particle, lid subcomplex. Gene Ontology annotation, biological process: ubiquitin-dependent protein catabolic process. The transcript has 8 exons. Gene Ontology annotation, molecular function: structural molecule activity. Lineage: Eukaryota; Fungi; Basidiomycota; Agaricomycetes; Boletales; Suillaceae. The annotation marks the transcript as partial.